Meloidogyne enterolobii is the source of this 297-nucleotide messenger RNA. NCBI's taxonomy places the organism in Eukaryota, Metazoa, Nematoda, Chromadorea, Rhabditida, Meloidogynidae. The record is from the annotation of a GenBank genome assembly.
AUGCUCCUCUCAAUAAAAAUUAAUUUUGUCCUUUUUCUCUUCUUUUUUAUAUUUAUUGGCCAUAAAAAUUGCCUGGCAAGUUAUGCUGAUAGUUAUACAAGUGGAACGAUUUUGGGCAAUUUAGCUGGUUAUGGAGGGGGUUAUGGAGGAGGAUAUGGUUAUGGAGGGGGUUAUGGAAGUUAUACUGGUGGGUAUGGAUAUAAUUGUGGAUGUUAUGGUGGUUAUAAUAAUGGAGGAUAUGGCUACAAUAAUUACUACUACCCUUACAAUUAUAAUUACAAUUAUGGAUAAAUCAGA